Psylliodes chrysocephalus is the source of this 3388-nucleotide messenger RNA. The record is from the annotation of a GenBank genome assembly. NCBI's taxonomy places the organism in Eukaryota, Metazoa, Arthropoda, Insecta, Coleoptera, Chrysomelidae.
GUUAUACAAGAAAGAAGAAACAUAACCUGACAGUAUUUGUUAUGGUUAUCUAGGUUUUGGUUUAUCCUAUUUAUCUUUAGUGUUGUCGAUGGUGAAAUGGGCAAUGGGAAAUAAUUCUUAUUUAUAUUUUUUAUUUCUCGUAUGGCUAAGUUAUUUAAUUGGAACUUCAGUUAUUCUUUUUACGAAAGGAUUUCUGUUAUCACGGACUGUUCAAAGAAAGAAUUCAACAUGCCUAUCACAUAGUGAAGUACCUUGUACUGAGAGUUUGGGUUACCAUUCCAAUUUUAAUAAUGGGGAACAAUGCUCGUUUGAAGACAAGUUAAGGUCAAUACUCACCAAAUACCAUAGUGCCUCAUCUAUAUGUUUGCCAUCUAGAACAAGAGUUGUGUUACUUAUUGUAGAUGCAUUACGUUAUGAUUUUACCGUCUAUGAUGACGAGAAUACAAAUCCACUGCCGUUUCAAAAUAAAUUACCAAUUAUGAAAAAUAUGCUAAAAGAAUAUCCCAAUCAUAGUAGGUUAUAUAAAUUUAUUGCUGACCCACCAACAACUACAAUGCAAAGAUUAAAAGGUUUAACUACAGGCAGUCUACCAACUUUCAUUGACGCUGGUUCAAAUUUUGCAACAUCUGAAAUAAACGAAGACAACUUAAUAGAUCAACUUUUAAGGCAUAAUCACGGCGUAGUUUUUAUGGGGGAUGAUACAUGGAAUGGUUUGUAUCCAAAUCGUUUUAAAAGAAAUUUUCCUUAUCCAUCUUUCAAUGUUUGGGAUUUGGAUACAGUAGAUAAUGGAGUUAGAGAAAAUUUAUAUCCAGAACUUGGCAAUAGUGACUGGAGUUUGCUAAUUGGCCACUUUUUGGGCGUUGAUCAUUGUGGGCAUAGAUAUGGACCAAAUCAUCUGGAAAUGGAAAGGAAAUUGGGUGAAAUGAAUGAUGUUAUACACAAUGUCAUUAAAAAAAUUAACCAAACAGAAAACAUGAUGCUUUUUGUAAUAGGGGAUCACGGGAUGACAGCAACAGGAGACCACGGUGGAGAGAGUUUGGAUGAAGUGACAUCAGCUAUGUUCGUUUAUUCUAAUCAACCACUAGCAAAUUUUAAAAUUACAACUGAUUCUGUAAAACAAGUUGAUUUGGUCCCAACAUUAUGUUCGCUUUUAGGUGUUCCAAUACCUUUUCAAAACUUAGGGACUCUUAUGUUAGACACUCUUCCAAUUGUUACUAAAAAUGCGGGGUUAAGCAAUUGGCAGUUUACUUUAUACUCCUUGUGGGCCAAUGUCCAGCAAGUAUUUGAUUACAUCAAAGAAUAUGCAGAAAAUGAGGGGACUUUCGACAAAGAAGAAUUAAAAACUUUUCAGCAAAAAUUCUCCAUAAUGAAUGCUAAGAUUAUUUCUAUUGACACCGAGGAGAAAUUUAAGGCGUUCACAGAAGAUGUAGUAAUUUUUUUGAAAAGCUUACGUGAAUUGUGUGAAGCAGUGUGGAUCCAAUUUGAUUCAUAUUCUAUGAUUAGGGGUCUUCUAUUCAUAUUUCUUACGUCAUUUUUCGUAUUUGUGAUAGCAGAUGGAAUGCCUUCUGACAAACUGUCAAAAGUAUUUUCCAGCUCUUUUAUUUUAUGUAGUUACAUAAUAUUGGCUAUUGCUGCUCUGGCUUCUGUUUUGAUAUAUUAUUUAGAAAUGACUGAUGAAUUACUAAAAACUGUUUUCUUUUUUACAGGAUUUGCAUCUCAGGUUAUGCUUGCUCUGUUGGUUGUUCAAAACUGGGACGUUAUAACUUUGAAUUGGUAUUCAAGAAGAAAAGCUGAAGGCCUAUCGAAUUUGAUAUGUAGAUUUGUCUUAGUUUUUAACCUUGGAGGUCUGUUUUCAAAUAGUUAUAUAAUAGAAGAAUCCUUUGUUCUUCUUUUUUUACUGGUAACUGUCGUUUUGAUAGGCUCAUUAGGUAUAACUUCUAAAAAAGUUGAUAUCAAGAAAAAACAAAUCGUUUCAAAAUUUUGGAGUUGGUCUAAAUUGAAGUUUAUAAUAUUAGCUAUUUUUGUAGCUAUUUUUGUUAGAGGUUCCGCUUACUUUUGGAAGUGUAGGCAAGAACAACAGUGGUGUUUUGGUUUACAUCUCAUAGGUAGUAAUAUUUCUAAAGCAGAAACAACAAAGCUGCAAUGGGCUGUUACUGUUAUUUUCUUAGGAAUGUUCGUUUUUUCUACCAAGGAGUGGUUAAGAAAUGCCGGUAAUAUGAAUGGAUAUGCUUUAACUAUAAUAGUAGCCAAAUUUCUGCCUACUACAAUUGUAGUUUGUAUUUCUGGAUAUUGGGCUAUGAAACGGGUUUCUUCUAAUAAAAAGCCUAUAAAUUCUUUAAAUUCCCUUAAUUCUUUACCCUUGGCUGUUUACUUGUUAACAGCUAUAGGAUUAUUCGUUUGUAUACUAAAACCACUAUAUGCAUACGUUUUACCAAAUCAGUCCCAAGAAGCUACUAGUAUCCCCUCGUUGUAUAAAAGAAUUAAAAAUAAUAUUUCGGAAAGAGAAAAACGAAAUGAAGAUAUUCCCAUCGUUUAUGGAAUGGGAACACUGUAUAGUGCAGCCUUUAUUACAAUAGGAGUAUACCUCACAUUAUUGUUUGCUCUCCUUUUGGGAGAUGCAGUAGCUCCAUCUGCUGUUAUUAUGUUCCUGACAGCUGCGUUUAUCUUAAUUGUGACAUCUGUGCUGCGUAUUGAGAAAGCAACAAACAUAGAACAACUAUUUGAUGUUCCUAAUAUAUCCGUACUAGUUUGGAUCAUCUUAUCCCAUUAUUUUUUUUAUGGUUCUGGACAUCAACCUACAUUUCAGAACAUAAAUUGGGACGCAGCGUUUAUUGGAACAUCCGGCAUAUUCUCUAAUAAUUUUAUUCCAGCAACUCUAGUCAUCAUCAACACAUUUUGUUCAUACAUCCUUAUGGGUGUGUUAUUACCUCUAGUAUUAAUCACACCAUUUACAGUAUUUGUAAUGAUUCCAUCUGUCUGCGAGAAGAAACCAGAACUCAGAUUGGAUGCCUCUCGCGGAGAAGUUGUUCUAUUUGAAAGAGAUAAACUUAUGAUGACCUCCAUGUUUGCAUUAGCUUGCAAAUACAUUACUGGACAUGCAAUAAGGGUUUUUGCUAGCAUGUUGGCUGCUACAAUCCAUUGUCGUCAUCUUAUGGUGUGGAAUAUAUUUGCCCCAAAGUUGAUUUUUGAAUCUAUUGGAAUGUUUGUUACGCUAGGAUCAGUAACAGUUGGAUAUUUGAUUUUAAUGAGAAUAAAUAGUCAAGCCGAAAAAAUGAUACAAAAACUUAAUAAAAUGAGUUAACUUAUUUUUGAACACAUAUACAUACAUUGCUUUUUUAGAAUUGUUAUAUUUAUUGUCAUUGUUAAUCACUUGUGUAAUAUAAGGUAG